This is a messenger RNA of Bolinopsis microptera, 5234 nucleotides long. Its product is annotated as endoribonuclease Dicer-like. The transcript has a single exon. Gene Ontology annotation, molecular function: DNA binding; protein binding; RNA binding. Bases 5 to 4864 code for a protein of 1619 amino acids. Gene Ontology annotation, biological process: pre-miRNA processing; siRNA processing; apoptotic DNA fragmentation. Gene Ontology annotation, cellular component: nucleus; cytoplasm; RISC complex. The record is from RefSeq and is a predicted model, not a curated record. Lineage: Eukaryota; Metazoa; Ctenophora; Tentaculata; Lobata; Bolinopsidae.
AGGAAUGUUGCAAAAACUAGAUCAUGGCUGCAUUCUCCCAUGGAGCGACAAGAAAGAUGAAAAGGUAAAUGAUGUGCAGCCUGAUUUCAUUCCCCGUGAUUACCAGAUUGAGAUGCUCAAUCGGGCUAAAAAAGAGAACACUAUUGUCAUGAUGCCAACAGGUUCUGGAAAAACAUUUGUUGCUGUACUAUUAAUCAAACAUUACAUUCACCAAGUCAUGACAGAUCCUUGGAAAGGGCCCUGCAAAGAGAACAAAAGUUGCGGUGAUCGUAAGUGUAGUUGUGGUGAUAGAAAUUGGAAAAGGACCUUUUUCCUUGUCAAUCAAGUCACUCUAGUGUCUCAGCAAAAGAGAGUAUUAGAACGACAUACAGGUGUUUCAGUUGGAGAGUACAGUGGGUCUCAUAGCAAAACAAUUGACACAUGGAAUGAGAAAACUUGGUAUUAUGAAUUCAAACAGCACCAGAUUGUAGUCAUGACAACAGACAUUUUCAAAAAUUUGCUUUCAACUGGAAUUCUGAAGACCAGUCAGGUCAAUGUUCUUGUUUUAGAUGAGUGCCAUCAUGCCAAAGAAAAUCAUCCUAUGGCUGUUGUCAUGAGAGAUUAUUGGAAUCCGAGAAAACCAGAUGGACGUGUCCUGGGACUAACAGCAUCAGUGAUAGACAAAAAGAAAAUUAGUGGAAAGGCUGAAUUACGACUUUCUAUUGAGAAACUCCAAAAAAUGCUUCAAUCACGACUUGUGACCCCAUUAGAAUUUGUUAAUCAAAUCAAAGAUGUAAAACUCCCUGAUCCAGUGAUUUAUUCUUUUGACCAGGGAAAUUAUGCAAAUGAGUUAUUGGUCAUCACAGAAAACUUGUUGGAUACUAUGAGCAGGUAUACUGUGAAGGCUCUUCCUGAAGUUGAACAAUCGACUUAUAACCAUAUCAAGAAAAUUGUAACAGCUAUUCCUGUUAUAAUAACUGAAGUAGGCAUUGAUGCUCUCAGAGCUAUAUUGGAGGAUGACAGAGGCUUUAUCGCAGAAAUUGGUAACUAUCUUGCAAGUCCUAAUAUUGCACCUUCAAAGGAAGAUGAUGGCACUAUUAUUGAAUGUGUGACUUAUAAAGUGGGUCAAACCAUUUUGAAGCAACUUGAAUAUCUAAAAACAACUACUCAAAGUGUAGUUGAUAAUUCUCAAGAGGUGCGAAUGUCAGUAAAAUUUUAUGAGCUUUUAAAAUAUGUUUUAAAGCUUCAAUAUGACACUGGUGAAAAUGCAGAUCCUCCAAGAAUCAUUAUAUUCAUAGAGAGGCGUAGAGUUGUGGAUGCAAUGUACAAAUACUUGUGUAAGCUUCGGAGAGAAGUCAGGGGUUGUGCUAACCUGAAAGCCUCUUAUGUUCUUGGUGGUUCUACAGGAAGUGGUGGAAAAGAAGAGGAUGACUUGAAGAUGUCUUCCUUUGAAAUAGAUGAGUUAAUAUCAAUAAAGAAGCAGCAAGAGCAAGCUCUUAUUGAUUUUAGAGAGGGUAAAAGUAACAUACUGUUAGCAACAAGUGUAGUUGAAGAAGGUUUAGAUAUACCAGCCUGUAAUGUUGUCAUCAGAUAUGACUUUCCUCAAACAUAUCGUGCAUAUGUUCAAUCUAGAGGAAGAGCCCGCCAAAGGCCUGCCAAAUUUACGUUUUUCUUAAAGAAGUCAGAAAUUGAUGAAAAGGAAGGGCUUCUAAAAAGUUUUCAUGAUAUUGAAAUGCUUCUAAGAGAAUAUGCGUCUGACUUAUCUCCAAGAGAAGUUGCUGAAGAGGAUGAUGAUGAACUAGACUAUAACACUUUGAUUCCACCAUUGGAGGUUGAGGGAACUGGAGCAAAAAUAACAGCAACUUCAGCUAUACAGCGGCUUAACUUUUAUUGCAGUCAACUUCCAAAAGAUGAGUAUACUGAUGUAAUGCCAUCUGAUUUUACAACUGAGGAGAAUAGUGGUUUCAAAACUACAAUUACCCUUCCAAAAUUGUGUCCCGUUAAGUUAUCAGUGGAAGGAGACUGUUUGGCCAACAAAAAGCUUGCUAAAAUGUCAGCUGCCAUGAAAACCCUUGAAGCUUUGUAUUCAGCCAAUGAACUAACAGAUGCUUUGUUGCCCCAGUUUAGGCACAAAGAGGCCAACCCUUUGAUGAUUGCAUCAGAGGAUGGUCGCUCAAUGACCCUGGAUCAAAAACUAAAAAUACCAACUGUUCUUUGGAGAAAAGAUCUGAAGGAAGAAUCUGGAUUAUUUUAUCUGUACUCAAUCCGACUGGAGCUGACACCACAUGAUAGUGAUUUUGCUGAGCAUUUCGUCAAAGGAAAAGAUCACCGAGUGGCGUGUUAUGGUAUUUUGUGCAAGGCAGAGCUGCCUAAUUUUCCGCUAUUUACCGUUCACCCCCGAUUUGGUUCUGUAACAGUCUGUAUUCAAUUUGAAAGAAAGAUCGAUGUACCCAUCCAUCUCCUGCAAACAUACUAUUGGUUUCAAGAGGCUGUGUUUACACAUGCUCUUGAUAUGAACCAUGUCAGACAAUGCUCUGACGCCAUUUUCAAGAGUUACUUUAUACUUCCGUUGUGCUGGAGAUCGAAGGCAAAGGGGUUGCAAUUUUCUUCAUCUAAUAAUAAAUCCUGUUUCUUGGACAUCGACUCCAGAUUUAUAACUCAACUUCAGAAACAGUGGGAUUUCGAGCAUAAUCACUGGAUAUUCGGUAACAUGCCAUCUGAUUUAAAUAAGUGUUUGGAUUCUGUGAUCUUCCCUGCUUAUAACCAUUCUGAGCAUCCUAAUAACAAAGAUAUAUCCGGAUAUCUGUAUGCAGUGAUCCAGAAAUCAGAAUUAACUGCUGCAGAUAAGAUGAGGGGUCGUGCUAAUACAAGUGCUGACGGUCUGGAAACCCAAACAUAUGAACAAUACCACCUUGAAAAACAUGGAAUUAAACUUCAAAACCCUUCAAAGCAACUAUUGGAGUGCAGGAAUAUUACUAGACACUAUGCUUUUUUGACACCCCAUGCUAGUAAAAAGUCAAACCGGCCUCCAAUGCAGUUAAUUGGAGAGAUAUGUAAGGUUCACCCCAUUCCAUCAUCCUUGUGGAGCCAGGCUACUUGUUUACCUUCAAUUUUAUGGAGAAUGGAAACAUUUUGCCUUAGUAAAGAACUAACUGACACCGUGUAUGGAAACUAUAAUCACAAUAUCAGUUUACUUGCUUCACACUGUAAAGAUUAUUUUAGUGAAGAGACUAGUAAUCUUAUGGCGAAGUUGAGACGUGAUCUCGAAUACAAAGGGGACAUCGAUUGGCUGGAGACACUACAUCCCAUAACACAUAAGUCAUGUGGAGAGGAUUAUAACUUGGAAAGACUGGAGUUCUUAGGAGAUAGGUUCCUCAAGUUUGUCUCAACUUUAUUCUACUACCGGACCAUGCCUGAUAAGCAUGAAGGAUGGCUCAGCAGGUAUCGGUCUGAAAUGAUCUCAAAUCAAAAUUUAGCUGUGAGAUCUUGUAAAGAGAUAAAGCUGCCUCGUUACAUUCUCAACAAGAAAAUAGAUCCUAAGGAGCACUGGAUUCCCCCGUGUUUUCUGUCUUCAUACACAAUAGAUAAACUGAAAGAGGCAGAAGAAGUAGUCUCAUCAGCUUCAGAAGAGACCCUCAAUUCUCUUGAUCUUCUUCCCGAUACAGAGUUGUCUGCAGAGGUUCUGCGGGAAGUAAGUCGUCUUAAGAAGGCUCGAAUGUGCGUGGAGGUGAAGGAGUUCUUAGGGAAUCAAUCAGAUGAUAACAGUUAUAACGAUGCUGUAGUUCAGUUAUGUGAACUUAUCCCAGAUGGACAUCUUCAAAGGUUGGAAACUAAAGAUGUUGCAGAUAGUAUGGAAGCAUUGCUGGGGCUAUGUGUAGCAAAAUACGGAUACAGAAAGGGUGUUGACCUCCUCGACAGGAUUAGAAUUUCCACAUUCCAAGCUAAAAACGGAGCUGAUCCAGAGAUUUUAAAUGACCACCUCUAUGAACCAACCCCUCCUUCUCAGAUUAGCUCUUUACCACCAGUUGCUGUUAGGUUAGCUCGAUCUCGUUGUGAGAACCUUAGAAAUGUAGAGAAAGCUAUCGGUUACAAGUUUAAAGAACCAUUUUACCUGUUGGAGGCACUGACCCAUGCAUCAUUUAAUGAUAUAGAUACAUGUUAUCAAAGACUUGAAUUCCUUGGCGAUGCGGUGCUUGAUGCGUUGAUGGUAUUCCAUAUAUACGAGCAAAAACCACAUUACGAUCAGGGUCAGAUGACUGAUUUACUCUCUUCUCUUGUGUGUAACACUACCCUCUCCAAGGUAUGCACUAAACUUGAGCUACACAGAUCUUUACUUUACGACAGUGUUGAACUUUACAAUGUCCUAGCUCGCUUCUUCAUGAACUUUGAGAAUGACCAGUUGAAUGAAUGGUGUAAUGACCUCUCUUUGGAACGAGUGUUUGUGGACUCAGUUGAAAGUGACACUCCUGAUAGGAUACCAGUUCUAAACUUAGAAAGCAAGGUGGUGCAAGCUCCUAAACUACUCGGUGACCUGACUGAGUCUGUGAUAGGGGCAAUAUAUCUGGACUGUGGUGAGGAUAUAUUGAGGGUAUGGGAGGUUAUUUGGCCUUGGUUCAAACCUUUCUACAUUGCUUUCAGUGAGAAUAUACCAAAGAAUCCCAAAGCUGUGAUAAAUGAAUUGUAUCCUGGUUUGAGAAGAAUGACCGAAUCGUAUCCUGGAGAUCACUACAAGUUCAUUGCUACUGUAACCAUAGCGAAAAGGGACGAAAAUAACAAGGUGAGCAAAUACGACUUUAAAACUGUAGGCAGGGACAGAGAGACUGCGAUGGAAGUUAGCUAUGGGAGAGCUCUGCAUUUCCACAAGAAGUAUCUUGUAGAAAUGUGAACUAUUUUGUGGGAAUGUGAACUAUUUUGAAUCGCAUGUUAUAUAUUUUAUCCAUUGUCUACUAGGCCUUUCUUUUGCUAUUUGACUGUAAAAUUUUGAUUUAUUUCAUUUUUUUAAAGAAAGACCAACUUUGUUAGUUUGUAUACGAUUUUUUAUUAAUGUCCACUUAACACUACUGGUGAUAAUUGGUAAGUAGUCACUUCUGAUAUAAAUGUGAUCUUGAAGAAACUCAUCAAUUUUGUUUGAUUUUUCUAGAUUUUUUUUCACGAGAAUUAUGUUUUUUUCAAUCGAAUCGGUAUAAUUUAUUAGCUAUCAAUGCAAUGAUGAUGAACAUCUUAAGUUUACAAUAAUAUUAUAAAUGUAUUAAGUU